GGCUGUUGUAUCCACUACCACCAUUCAUUUUAGUCGUCUGUGUUUGUUAAAUGCUUUUGAUCCUUUGCUCCUCUAUUGUGGCUUUGAUAAUGGCUUCCCUUUUUUCCUUGCUUCUCCUGUUUCUGACUAUAUCACCACCAUUUUCAUUUUCAUCAGCAUCUCUAAACACUUUGCGUAAAGGCUCUUCCCUUUCUGUGGAGGACAAGGACUCGUUCUUGAUUUCACCAGACGGAACAUUUUCUGCUGGCUUUUACCCCGUGGGCAAAAAUGCUUUCUGCUUUGCCAUAUGGUUCAAUGACCCUUCGUGCACCGGUUAUGGCAACUGCACUCUGGUUUGGAUGGCCAAUCGUGACGUACCAGUCAAUGGAAAACGCUCCGAGUUCUCUCUACUAAAAACUGGUAAUCUUGUCCUUACUGACGCUGGUCGAUCGCCCCCUGUUUGGGCCACUGAUACUACUUCGCUCUCUUUAUUGUCGCUGAACCUUCAAGACAAUGGUAAUCUUGUUCUAAACGACACGGAGGGUGCUAUUAUUUGGCAGAGCUUUGACACCCCAACAGACACUCUGCUUCCUUUACAAUUGUUCACUAAAGAAACUCGGCUUGUUUCAUCCAGAAGCAGAAGCAAUUUUUCUACUGGGUUUUACAAGUUCUAUUUCGACAACGAUAACGUUAUUCGUCUUCUUUAUGAUGGUCCUGAGAUCUCAAGCGUUUUUUGGCCUGACCCUGGAGCUUUGCCAUGGGAAGAGAAUAGAUCUACGUACAAUAGCAGCAGAAUUGCCAUACUCGAUUCCUUGGGUUAUUUUGCUGCUACGGAUAAUUUUACUUUUCAUUCUGCUGAUUAUGGGCAGAGACUCCAGAGAAGACUAACGCUUGAUUACGAUGGUAAUCUUCGAUUAUACAGUCGAGGAGAGGGAAACAGUAAUUCUUGGGUUGUAUCAUGGGAGCUCAGUUCUCAGCCAUGCACUGUUCAUGGAGUUUGUGGACCCAAUAGUGUUUGUUCCUAUAGUCGGAUCUCUGGUAAAAUGUGUUCUUGCAUUCCAGGAUUUAAGAUGGUCGACUACACAGACUGGUCUCGAGGUUGUGAACCGGAAUUUAAUAUUUCAUGUUCCACUACAGAGUCCACCUUCCUUAAACUCCGUCACGUAGAGUUUUAUGGAUAUGAUUUUGGUUUCUAUCCUAAUACCACCUUUGAUGACUGUAAGAAUAAAUGCUUACAGAGAUGCGAUUGCAAAGGCUUUCAAUUUAAAUUUGUCAAGCAUGACCAUCCUAGCGAUCUUCCUUACUGUUUCGCCAAGACUCUUUUGCUAAAUGGGCAGCGACAGUCCAGUUUUGAAGGAGAUCUAUAUUUGAAAGUGCCUGUGACCAGUAACUACUCUGACCAUAGCUGGCCAACUGUGAGUGAAUUGUUGCAUACUUGCCCUCAUAACGUUAUCAGGCAACUAGAGAGAAAAUAUGUAGUAGAUCAUGGAGUUUGGCGAGUUCAAUUCUUGCUUUGGUUUGCAAUUGGAGUUGGAGUGUUUGAAAUCUUUGGUAUAAUUUUUGUGUUGCUUUUCGUUGUAAGAAACCAACAGAACCGAGGUGCUACCACACAAGGUUACCUCCAGGCUGCGACUGGUUUCAAAAGGUUCACCUAUACAGAGCUGAAGAAAGCAACGCGAAAUUUCAAAGAAGAAAUUGGAAGAGGAGCAGGAGGAAUUGUGUAUAGAGGGAAAUUAUCAGAUGAUCGAAUUGCAGCAAUUAAGCUACUCAGCGAAGCUCACCAAGGAGAAGCUGAAUUUCUUGCAGAAGUAAGCACCAUUGGAAAGCUUAACCACAUGAACUUAAUAGACAUGUGGGGAUACUGCGCAGAUCAGAAGCACCGGCUUUUGGUUUAUGAGUAUAUGGAACGUGGAUCUUUAGCAGAAAAUCUCUCUUGCAAAGAACUUGAUUGGAAAAGGAGAUUUGAAAUUGCUUUAGGCACAGCUAAAGGCCUCGCUUAUUUGCAUGAAGAAUGUUUAGAGUGGAUUUUACACUGCGAUGUAAAACCACAGAACAUCCUUUUAGACUCUAGGUACCAGCCAAAGGUAUCAGAUUUCGGUCUGUCUCGGCUUGUAAGUAGAGAUAAUGAAAGUAAUGGUGGGAAUUCAGGAUUCUCAAAAUUGAGAGGAACAAGAGGUUACAUGGCCCCUGAAUGGAUUUUCAAUCAACCUAUUACCUCUAAAGUGGAUGUCUAUAGCUAUGGAACUGUUGUGCUGGAGAUGGUAACAGGAAAGAGCCCGGCAAUGGAUGUCCAGGAAGUUGAUAGUACGACUUAUAAUGUGGAGCAGAAAAGGUUAGUUGCAUGGGUGAGAGAGAAAAAAUCCGGAGCUGGUGAAAAGGAGUCUUGGGUUAAAGAAAUAAUAGAUCCUAUAAUGGGAAAUGACUAUGACAUAAAUAGAUUAGAAAUUCUGGCAGAAGUGGCUUUGCAGUGCGUGGAAGAAGACAAAGAUGCAAGACCCACCAUGGGCCAAGUUUUGGAGCUGAUUUUGCGGGAUUAUGAAAAAAAUUCUUAAAUUAGCUGCAAUGGCCUUGUUAUUUUUAAUUAUGCUCUUUGUUUUAGCUUAGUUUGCCUUUCUCUGCCAGCGGGAAAAUAAAUAAGUGUUGUACAUUUAUCACAGUGUUAAUAAAUUACUAGGUUCCUGUAAUGAAGCUAAACCUAUCUUGUCAAAA
Molecule: messenger RNA, 2688 nt
Organism: Jatropha curcas
Lineage: Eukaryota; Viridiplantae; Streptophyta; Magnoliopsida; Malpighiales; Euphorbiaceae
Product: putative receptor protein kinase ZmPK1
Biological process (GO): protein phosphorylation; recognition of pollen
Molecular function (GO): protein serine/threonine kinase activity; ATP binding
Source: RefSeq, a predicted model, not a curated record